AUUCGUUUGGUUUACCCUGACUGUGCUGCUGUGCUGUUUAUCAACUCAUUUUAGAUAGAAGAUCUAACCGUGAAAUUCAGAUUGUUUCAGUUUUGCUAGUGAAGGAAAAUGGCAGAAGCAGAAAACUACCCUUACCCGAAACCCUUUUCAAAUAAAAUCCAGUACGAGAGGAAAAAUGUGAUCGGUGAAGGAAAUUCAAUCGUUUAUCGCGGUACUUACGAAGACAACGAAGUUGCCAUCAAGAGAAUCGUGUUACGACCAUCACUGAAUGAAGACCGCGAGUUCAAUGCCCAGUUGAAGCUCACUCACCAAAAUAUUCUCAAAAUUCUGACAGUUGAACAGGAUGCAGAUUUCAGGUACAUCGUACUUGAACUAUGCGCAGGGACACUAAGAGAUGUUUGCAAUCAAAAUUAUAAAGGACCCGAUUUACCCCCGGCUGAAUUAUAUCCAUUCGAAGAAAUUGGUACACCGAGACAUUAAACCUGAAAACAUUCUCAUUUCUGGGAAAGCUCAAAUAAAGCUGUCCGAUUUCGGCUUGAGCAAGGAAACCAGCACAAACCACACGUUUGUAGUCAGCGG
Daphnia pulex (common water flea) is the source of this 579-nucleotide messenger RNA. RefSeq names its product serine/threonine-protein kinase/endoribonuclease ire-1-like. The record is from RefSeq and is a predicted model, not a curated record. Gene Ontology annotation, molecular function: ATP binding; RNA endonuclease activity; protein serine/threonine kinase activity. Lineage: Eukaryota; Metazoa; Arthropoda; Branchiopoda; Diplostraca; Daphniidae. The transcript is spliced from 2 exons. Gene Ontology annotation, cellular component: IRE1-TRAF2-ASK1 complex. Gene Ontology annotation, biological process: IRE1-mediated unfolded protein response; protein phosphorylation; intrinsic apoptotic signaling pathway in response to endoplasmic reticulum stress. Bases 109 to 480 code for a protein of 123 amino acids.